Messenger RNA from Doryrhamphus excisus (bluestripe pipefish), 5055 nucleotides. RefSeq names its product sushi, nidogen and EGF-like domains 1 (gene sned1). Lineage: Eukaryota; Metazoa; Chordata; Actinopteri; Syngnathiformes; Syngnathidae. Gene Ontology annotation, molecular function: Notch binding; calcium ion binding. Gene Ontology annotation, biological process: Notch signaling pathway; cell-matrix adhesion. The record is from RefSeq and is a predicted model, not a curated record.
CUGAGAAACCACAAACGUAUGUGUGUGUGGGGUGUGUGUGUGUGUGUGUGUGUGUGUGCUCCACAGCAGCACACGCGCCAUGACUGUGAGUCCUUGUGUGCCGCGCACAGUGCGAGCCCAGUUUAAAGCAAGCCUUUGAUUACCAUAGACCCGCCCAGUGGUUAUCCAGUUACCGGCCCCUUUACCGCCAUUGGCUGCCCCCAGCUAAUUAUGCAAGGUAGUGAAUCCCCAUGGGGGAGGUGUGGCCAAAAGUGAAAGGACUCCUUUGGCAGUCAGAAUAGAGCUUUUAUUGAGGAUAUCUCAAAGCUCACCAUCAGGGACCAAAUCGAGGGAUUGUUGAGGAAAUCUGUGCUGCUGCUGCUGCUCUUUCAUUCCUUCCCCACAGCCACAGCAGCGAGCAGAAUGCAAGGAAUCCACAGUAUUCCUCACCCUGGGAGACCUGCUGAAGUGUGAGGACCCGGACGGCCGUGCUUGGCACUCCUGGAUUCAGGUGUGCGCCACCUCUCUCUCCUCCUUCCUUACGACUUUCCUGCCUUCCUUCUUCCCUCCCUCCCACUGGGCUGCCUGCUGUGGGCUCCAUCCCCAGGCAGGGUGUCUGAGGCCAUGGUGCUGCUCUCCCUGCUGCCCUGCCUCUGCACCCUGCUUUCCCUGGACCUGCUGCCUGGGGCGGAGGCCGCUGUGCCGCUGGAGGACUUCUACCCCUUUGGUCUGGACCAUGGAGACUCUCAGACCGUAGCCCAGGACGACGGGGGAUCUGGUCUUGUGGAGAUCUCUGUGGCGUUCCCCUUCUUUGGAGACCGGCACACGGGGCUCUAUGUGAACAACAACGGCUUGGUCUCAUUCCUGAGGGAGGUGUCUCAAUUCACACCUGUGGCUUUCCCCAUCGCCGGAGACAGGAGGGCGGUGGCGCCAUUCUGGGCCGAUGUGGACAACCGACGGGCGGGUCGGGUCUUCUACAGGGAGAGCCGGGAGCCGUCCAUCCUGAGCAGAGCCGCCGGCGAUGUCAAGAUGUACUUUUCAGACUUCCCCGACUUCAACGCAACCUGGGUCCUCAUCUCCACCUGGCACCAAGUCACCUUCUUUGGCGGCAGCCCUGUCACACCGGUAAACACUUUCCAAGUGGUUCUCAUCACAGAUGGAGAGCGUUCCUUUACCAUAUUCCAGUACAACAACAUCACCUGGACCACCGGAAUGCACGCUAGCAGUGGCGGAAACCCAGCAGGCCUGGGAGGUAUCGCAGCACAGGCAGGCUUCAACGCCGGUGACGGCAAGCGCUACUUCAACAUCCCCGGCUCCCGCACGGCCGAUGUGGUGAACGUGGAGGGAACCACCAACGUGGGAUACCCGGGCCGAUGGGUGUUUCGCAUUGAUGACGCCAACGUGGAGGUGGGCGGUUGCAACAACUCAGCGUCGGUGUGCCCGCACCUGCGACCGUGUCUGAAUGGUGGGCAGUGCAUCGAUGACUGUAUCACGGGGAACCCCUCCUUCACCUGCUCCUGCUUGUCAGGGUUCACUGGCAGACGUUGUCACAUCAAUGUCAACGAGUGUGCCUCAUUUCCGUGCAAGAAUGGAGGAACCUGUGAAGACCAGAUUAAUAGUUUCACCUGUCGCUGUCCACCUGGAUACACUGGGACUGUGUGUGAAACAGACGUUGACGAGUGCAGAGACGGGCCCUGUCUCAACGACGGGCUGUGUGUGCAAGGCAGCGGCAAUUUCACCUGCGUCUGCAAGCCCGGUUACACCGGCGUCCUGUGUGAGACAGCUGUCAACAAGUGUGAGUCGCAGCCCUGCUUGAACGGCGGGGAGUGCGUCAAUCACGCCAUGAACUUCACCUGCCUUUGUCCCGCCCCUUUCACUGGCGUCGUCUGCGAGUCAGAGCUGAUGGAGCUUCAGGUCAACUCGACCAAAAACCAAACAGCGCCGUGCGACGGCGAGGACUGCAAGAACCACCAGAUGUGCGAGUACACCAGCUCGGGAGCGUACCAGUGUACAUGCGCGCCAGGAUACUUUGGCGACACGUGCGAAGAGGAGUGUCUGUGCCAGAAUGGCGGCGUCUGCGUGGACAGCAACGGGACGUGUGAAUGCCCCGUAUCCUACACGGGCCUCUACUGUCAGUUUGAGGUGACCCAGUUGCCGUGCGGUGGCAACAGGCUGUGUCCUGACGGAGGUCCAUGUUUAGAGUAUGGAGGAGCGUACCUGUGCACUUGUCAGACCAGCGCAUCAGAACUGGACCCCCGGGACUUUUAUCCUUAUGUACAGCCCCGAUCGGUCUGCGACUCGGCUCCGUGUCUCAACGGCGGCUACUGCUACGAGCGGGACGGCGGCUACACAUGCGAGUGCACGCACGGCCACUGGGGGAAGCACUGCGAGAAAGUCCGACUCAACACGUGUGCCUCGGGCCCGUGCCGCAACGGCGGCUCGUGCAAAGAGGAGUCAGGCAACUACAGAUGCGUGUGUCCUUACCGAUUCACCGGCAAGCACUGCGAAGUGGGCAAGCCCGACCCGUGUUCCUCCAGCCCGUGCGUGAACGGCGGAACCUGCUUUCACUACAUCGGAAAGUACAAAUGCGAAUGCACAGAUGUCUUCACUGGCAGGCACUGUGAGAUCAGCAAGAGCUCAGCACACGAAGAGUCCGGCUGUGGGACACCCCCGCAGGUGAAGCAUGCCGAGGUCCAGUUCUCCUCCACGACCUCAGGCUCGGUCGCCAUUUACGUGUGCCAGGCGGGCUACGUGGCGGUGCCCAGAGCCACUCAGAGCAUCUGUGGCAUCCAGGGAGACUGGAGUCAGCCGCCCAUCUGUGAGGAGCUGAAUGAGUGCUUGUCACAGCCGUGCCUUAACGGCGGGACGUGCCACGACCUGGAGGCUUCUUACCUCUGUGAGUGUGAGGACGGCUUCAGAGGGAAACAGUGUCAUAUCGAUAUCAACGAAUGCCUGUCGGACCCCUGCAAGAACGGUGGAACGUGCGAGGACCAACCGGGCUUCUACUUGUGUCAUUGUCCACCAGGCGUCAAAGGACGUAACUGCCAAAAAGAGCAGGACAGCUGCGAGUCCAACCCCUGCCUUAAUGGAGGUGUGUGUCGGGACUACAGGAGGACUUAUGUAUGCUCGUGCAAAGACGGCUUCUUCGGGGACCAGUGCCAGAUGUUGGAGGAUCCCUGUGUUCUGCAUCCUUGUGGGAACCGAGGAGACUGCAGGAGCGACAGGAGAGGCAACUACAAUUGUGUUUGCAGAGCAGGGCACACUGGAAAAGACUGUGAGAAAGAUCUGCUGCCCCCUUCUGGUCUCCAUGUGCUGCGCGUGGAGGAAAACGAGGUGGAGCUACACUGGGACAGGACGGAGGCUGCGCCGAGCCCGGUCAGCGGCUUCGUGGUCACGUACGCUCCGCAGGGUCGCAGCAAUCGCAAAGUGGACUUCCUGGACAGACACCAGUCGUCCCACGUCCUGCGAGGCCUUGUGCCGGGCCUGCUGUACAACAUCUCCACCUACUCCAUCAAACGCAACACCAACACCGAUGACGUCAGCCAGCCCGCCACGGCGCUCAUACGCACCAGGCCUCGGCGGGCAGAGCAGCUGCAGGUGGUGAACGUGUCGUCCUCUCAGGUGUGGCUGCGGUGGCUUCUCAAGGCGGCUCGUCACACACCCCUCAGCAGGGUUCGCCUCACUCUGUCACACUCAAAUGGUAGUGAGGCUCACUCGGCCGUGCUCAACGCCACCACCAGCGAGUAUGCCUUCAGUUCUUUGCUUCCUGCUCACAUGUACAAGGUGGAUGUGUUGACUCAAAGUGGACUUGAUGACUUUCCCUCCACGAGCCACUCAGCCGGGCCUCUCCAGUUCUGGACAAGGCCUCUCCCCCCACAGAACCUCUCCUUGUCCCACGUGACCACCAACUCGGCUCAGAUCACCUGGAGCCGCCACCCGAGGCACGUCCCAGACGGCUUUGUGGUCAACGUGACCCGGGGACUGACCACCAGGAGCCGCUUCCUGCCCAGCGGCCUGCUGGAGUCCUACACCCUCCGUGAGCUGACCCCGGGCCAGCACUACCGCGUAGCCCUCACGUCUGUUAAGAAGGCAGGGCAGGAUCAGGUCCACAGCAAGCCCCAGCACCUGGACUUUACCACCUUGCCCAUGGAGGCCCGGUCUGGAAGAAGAGAGCGACCCAGCGGGACGGCACGAAAGCCGCCUGAGACCCAGGAGACGGGCGGCGUAUCGGCACCAAGGUACACAGAGCUGAUCGACAGGAGGGGGAAGAUCACCGCCAAGUUCUCACACUUGCCAAGAAAAGUCCUUCGCCAUCGAAAGAAACCUGAGCCGCUUGUUCGAUUGGAGAAGAUGGAGGAGACGACAAACAAAAUCAGCCUGGCAUUGGAGAUCCAAGAGGAGGCUUCCCAGACCCGGCCUGAGUCGGCCCAGGACUGUCGCAGUAUGCCGUGUUUGAACGGUGGGACAUGCAUGAGCGGAGGCGACUGCGAAUGCACCGCCGGCUACAAAGGCCGGCGGUGUGAGCUGCUGUGCCAGCGGGUGCCCCACCCGUGCACCCGCCUCUACUCGGAGACCAAGAGCGUACCCGUGUGGGAGGGCGGCGUCUGCCAUUACCUGUACAGAAGGACUUACAAGGUGCAGCAGGAUGUCUGCUACAGAGAAACAUGCCAGUCCACGCUGGCCAAGAAAAGUCAGGGCAGAAGAACCAGCAGGCAACAGUGAAGCACUCUGACACCUCCAGCCUUUCCAUUUGGGUGUUUAUAAUGUACUUGAAGUGACUGGUCAUGCUCUCGUUUAUGCUGCGGAACCCUGUCAGAACACACUGAAGAACCUUUCAGACUCAAGGAGUAAUCACGGCCAUGAAAAAUGCACCAUUCGUCAUUCAUCAAAUGCAUUUUUUUGACUGCCAGUUUUUUUCCCCCCUCUUUUGGAUAUGAGCGUCAAAUGGAUUCAUCUCCCCCCUUCGAGGACAGCGCAGUGUUUUCUGUGUAAAAUAUAUUUUUGUUGUUAUUAUUAUUAUGUAUUAGCAGGCGUCACUGCUCGGUAUGCUGUAAAUAGUGUUUAUAGGCCAUUUUG